ACCCUAAAGAGGCUUAGAUCGCUACAUCGACGCCGGUCCUCAUCGCCGGCCGAAACUUCGACUCUUUGUUCAUAGUCAGGCUCAUUUCUGAUUCUUCACUCUCGUAGCUGGACCAUUCAGGUCAGCUUCUGUUUGUUUCCCACUUCUGUUUGUCUUGAUUUCACUUGAGAUACUAAGAUUGAUCCGAUCUGAUUCGAGCGACGAAGCUAUAAGGCGUCACAUAGAGAGAAACGCAUUUGGGGAAAGAAGAGUGUGAUUUUGCGAUCUGUGAUUUUUUGUGAGGGAGAAAUGUCGUUUAGAGGGAAGGAGAUGAUGAAGAAGCUUGUGAAGAGAGUGGGUGCGGAGAAUAUCACGCCGGAGCUCAAGGAGAAGCUCAAGGCUUGUGUACCCGAUGCAAAAGUCGUCAUGGGCAGAGCCAAACGCGGUCUCUACGCCGGCCGUCAUAUCCAGUACGGCAACCGCAUCAGUGAAGACGGUGGCAACAAGUCAAGAAGAUGUUGGAAACCAAAUGUCCAGGAUAAGCGAUUGUUCAGCUACAUAUUCGACCGUCACAUUAAGGUUAAAGUCACAACACACGCUCUCCGCUGCAUCGACAAAGCAGGGGGAAUAGACGAGUACUUGCUGAAAACACCAUACCAAAAGAUGGACACGGAGAUGGGUCUCUUCUGGAAAACCAAAGUGGAGCAAAAAUAUGCAGAGCUAGGUCAAAUGGAAGUAGCGUUCUUUACUCCAGAGGAUGAAGCCAAGUUCGAGCAAGGAUUCAAAGACUUGAAUAUAGCUAAGAAAGAUGCUCGUAGGGAAGCUAGAAGAAAAAUGUAUGGGAGGAAAGGCGGAGAAGAGAAAGGUGAGGAAGAAGCUUCUAUCGAAGGUGUUGUAGGGUCUGAGUCACACCAGGAAGAUGAUCAUGGUUGGUUAGAAGCUAAAGCUUAGUGCUCAUCUCUUUUCUUUCACAUGAGUUUCUUCAACGUUUUUGGAUUUUCGAUGAUGUGAGAGGUAUGUGGGAUGUAGGUUUAUAGGGUUUGAAUCCUCCUUACGUACCCCAUAACUCAGGUUUUGACUUUGAUCAGUACCGAAAAAGUCUUGUAAUAAAACGGUUCACAGUUACAACCUCUUUGGAAUUUGAUCUCUAUUAUUUACU
Molecule: messenger RNA, 1138 nt
Organism: Camelina sativa (false flax)
Lineage: Eukaryota; Viridiplantae; Streptophyta; Magnoliopsida; Brassicales; Brassicaceae
Source: RefSeq, a predicted model, not a curated record